AUGAGCACCUCGCAUGUUGCCCUUCGCCGGGCGUCGCGCAUUGGCCUCUUAGCUCGACCACGCCUUGGUGUGAGCCAGCGCCAAUGGGUUCGCUAUAUCAGCGACUCUGCAGAGGUGAGGCCUAAGAGACGGGGAGGUAAAGCAUUAGGAUUUGCAGCCGUCUUCGCUGUCGCAGCAGCAGGCGCAUUCUGGUAUCCUAGGCUCCGAGCUCAGUUCAGUACUGCAGCUCCUGAAGACGGAAGGGAGACUGGAUAUCAAAAGGCCGAGCUGGAGUUUGAGAAGGCCCGCAAACAUGGCGUGUCAAAGGAAGACAACCGCGAACUCAUCAGCUCUCAGCAUCUGCAAGUAAAGAACAGCUGGGAGCACCCCGGAGUAUACGCAUGGGGCUCAAACGUGGGCAAGGUCAUUGACCCUGUCUCAAAUGAGAAGAACAUCAAACUUCCGCGCAGGAUAUCAUAUUUCGAUCGUCAGCUUCUCCGUGAUCUAAAGCUUACAGAGAACUUUGGCGCGGCUAUCAAUGAAAAGGGAGAUCUCAUCCAAUGGGGCUUGGGGUUCAACAAGGCAGACGCAACACCGGUUGUGACCUUGAAGGGCAAAGAUCUUGCCAAGAUUGAGGUUUCAGAUGAUAGGAUUAUUGCGCUGUCUCGAGGCGGCUCGGUGUAUGCUAUCCCCGCCUCGCGUGACGAUCAAGAGGUUGGCAAAAAGCUAGAGCAGCAAAAGAGCUCAUGGUCUUUGUGGUCCUCGUCUGGUAAAGAGGCCAUCAGCUUUCAGAACCUGACGCCGGCGGGCCUCGGCUGGGGCGAGCGUGUUGCUGAUAUCAGUAGCGGCCUUGAGCAUUGCCUGAUGCUCACAUCAAGCGGGCGAGUUUUCUCCUCAGCUUCGAGCGCCUCAAACUUCCCGUCGAAAGGGCAGAUGGGUAUUCCAGGCCUCACUUGGGAGACACGCCCUAAGGGGCGCUAUGAUCAACCGCAUGAGAUUGCCUUGCUCAAGGGAUUUGAUGUCAAGCAGAUCGCAACAGGUGAUUAUCACUCGGCCGUUCUAGACAAGCUUGGCCGGAUCUUUACGUUUGGCGACAAUACUUUUGGCCAGCUUGGCUUUGAAACCCAGAUUGGGAAUCCAUUUAUCUCUACUCCUACAAUCUUACCGAUUCAUAAGCUAUAUGGAAGCAGUGCACCAGUGUCCACUGCCUCCUCAAUAGCUGCCGGUGGAGUCAAUACUUUCUUCACUUGUGAGGCGAACAUGCCUAGUGCCCCUAACAGCGAGGCUGGCACUCCAGCGCCCUCUAAGAGAUUGCCUCACCAUACAUAUGAUCUUUGGGCCGCAGGGCAGGGUACUUGUGGCUCACUAGGCACCGGAAGAUGGACUCACGUCUCUGUCGGGCCGACCAAGGUCAAAUCUCUCUCCGGGCUCUCUGAGUUUGACGAGAAAAAGAACCAACUGAUGCCCAUCAAGAUCAAAGCCCUAAGCAUCGGCGCAACUCACUGCUCUGCGGUCAUGGACAAUGUGACGCAGACAUCUGUCUCAAACCGUUCUUCCGAGAAUGAGACAUACUGGGGCUCUGACGUGGUCUUCUGGGGAGGCAACGAGCACUAUCAGCUAGGAACGGGCAAACGAAACAAUUUGAAUACGCCAGCUUAUAUUGGGCCGUUGGACGGAGGUGAAGGAGACGCCGCACACGGCCGGCAAGGCGAAGUGCACAGACUAUGUCUGACACCCAGACAAACCGCUCGGCUUGGAGAGGGCGGCAAGGGCCGCAAGGCGACGCUGGAACAAAAGGUUGAAUGCGGUAAGUUUGUCACAGGUGUCUACUCUGCCGUAUAA
Trichoderma gamsii is the source of this 1821-nucleotide messenger RNA. RefSeq lists its product as hypothetical. Gene Ontology annotation, cellular component: mitochondrial inner membrane. NCBI's taxonomy places the organism in Eukaryota, Fungi, Ascomycota, Sordariomycetes, Hypocreales, Hypocreaceae. Gene Ontology annotation, biological process: mitochondrial respiratory chain complex III assembly. The transcript has a single exon. The record is from RefSeq and is a predicted model, not a curated record. The coding region runs from base 1 to 1821 and encodes 606 amino acids.